ACGCUAAUGAAUCUAGUAAAAGUAUGCGAUAUGCAUUUGAGGAAGUUGUUAUUUGGGGAGCGCUAACACUAAAGUGAAAACCACUUCCGUUGGUCUACCACACAGGGCCUUUAAAAAUGUCAUCAGUGAUAGCUUAAGCAAAAGUUACGCUGGAGAGAGUUCAGUCUGACCAUCAAUUCCGACCAUUACAGUCGUGCCGAAAGCUAGUUAUCUUACUGGGUUAUUCAAAGGUACUAUGGCUAAAGACAUAUAUGUAAAGAAUGUAUGCAUCAUAAUUGGAUUUAUUGUAGUACUAUGCUGCAAAUCUAAUAAGGCUGACACAAACAAUGAAAACACUAGUCAAGAUGAAUCAAUGGGAGAUAUAGAUAUACAUACCAGAGGGAUGGAGGUGAUACGUAGCGUUGGGCGAUUGGUAGAUUUGGUAGAUGAAAUUGGAGCAAGAAGUCAUAGGGCGUUAAAAAGAAAUCAGGAUUUUGCAUUGUAUAGUGGACAAGGGAAAUCUACAGAUAACCCUUUUAUACUACAGGGUUGGAGAAGAAAAAGGAGAAGCACCCCAAAUGGAAAUAUUAUGGAUAUAACUUUUCUAAAGGAUUUUGAUCAAGAGGAACAAAUAUUCAAAACAACUUUCCAGGAAUUUGUAAAUUCACUUAAAGAGAUACACAAUGAAUUUGCCCAGCGGCUUGCCAUCAGAACGGAUUGACCUAUAAAAUAAUGGUAUGAUUUUGCAUUAUCGGAACUCUUAUUCCUGUAAUGUUUAAAGCAAAAUGACGAAAAUGACUUCAACAAAAAACAAGUUUUUAGAUAAUUAGUGUCGUCGGAAUUUUAUGCACAAUAUUUUUGUAACUUUUAAGACACGACAGAGAUUGAUAAUGUCAUAAUAUCUCACAUGAUAAUACAUAGCGGUAUAAAAUACACGAAAGGCUCACAAUCUUGUUUUUCAAUGUUAACGUUUUUGAAUAAAUAUGUAAAAUG
Anneissia japonica is the source of this 972-nucleotide messenger RNA. RefSeq lists its product as uncharacterized. The transcript has 3 exons. The record is from RefSeq and is a predicted model, not a curated record. Bases 236 to 700 code for a protein of 154 amino acids. Lineage: Eukaryota; Metazoa; Echinodermata; Crinoidea; Comatulida; Comatulidae.